AUGAAUUUAUCACAGUAUUCAGACAAUACCGGUGCUCGUUCUACUUCAUUCUUAAUAGAAGAUAUUUUAUUGAACAAGCCUAAACAACUAGCAAGAGAUUUUAAUACACUUGCUAAUAUCAACAGGGCUAACUAUCCGGAUUAUGGAUAUUGUUUUCCUGGGGGUCCAGCUUUCUACGCACACCCGUUUUUCACGCACGGAACUGGAUUUCUACCCAAACAUCCAGACCACCCAGCUUUUCUUAUACCUACAGCAGCUGGCAUUCCCCUGGCACCAUUGUUUCAACAUGACAGUCCAGGUAAACACUGUCGACGUCGUAAAGCCAGAACAGUUUUCAGUGAUCAACAGUUGAAUGGUUUAGAGAAACGCUUUGAAAGUCAGAAAUAUUUAUCUACACCAGAGAGAAUGGAAUUGGCUUCACAACUUAAUCUCUCUGAAACACAGGUGAAAACGUGGUUCCAGAAUCGGCGAAUGAAACAAAAGAAAGGACAGAGAAAAACUCAAUCUGAAGGAGGACAUUGUAGCGAUCAGGAAAGUACAGAUUUAAAUGUCAGUGAAUCUUGCCAUGAUGAUAGUUUUGAAAGUCAUUCAUCAAAAUAA
Molecule: messenger RNA, 600 nt
Organism: Patella vulgata (common limpet)
Lineage: Eukaryota; Metazoa; Mollusca; Gastropoda; Patellidae
Product: brain-specific homeobox protein homolog
Exons: 4
Coding region: 1-600 (199 amino acids)
Biological process (GO): regulation of DNA-templated transcription
Molecular function (GO): DNA binding; DNA-binding transcription factor activity, RNA polymerase II-specific
Source: RefSeq, a predicted model, not a curated record